Molecule: messenger RNA, 495 nt
Organism: Acanthosepion pharaonis
Lineage: Eukaryota; Metazoa; Mollusca; Cephalopoda; Sepiida; Sepiidae
Source: the annotation of a GenBank genome assembly
AUGUUUUUUAGCUUUUAUUUACUUCUUUUCUUCGUUCUUUUCUAUUUUUCUCUUAUUCCUUAUCCGUCCUUUUCAUUCAACUUCAGUUUUCUUUCUCUUAUAUGUUUCUUUCUUUCAUUAUUUAUUUCAUCAUUUCUUUCGUUUUUUCCUUUUCUCUCUCGCUUUUUUCUUUUUUCCUUGUUUCUUCGCGUUUUUUCAUUGAUCUUCAGUUUUCCUUCAACUAUUUAUUUCUUUCUCUCUUCCUUUCUUUUUUUAUUCAAUUUUCUUUCUUGCUUCUGUCGUUUUCUUUUUCUAAUUUCUUCACCGUCUUCUCCAUUCAAUUUUAAUUCGACAUUUUCUUUUAAUUUGUAUUCCAAUUUUUUUUACAUUUUUCUUUCUUUACGCAUUCAAAUUCAACUCACUCCUUUCCUUAAUUCUUUAAUUUUUUUCUUUCUUUCUUUCUUUCUUUCUUUCUUUCUUUCAUUCUUUCUUUCUUUCUUUCUUUCUUUCUUUUAA